Lycium ferocissimum is the source of this 1311-nucleotide messenger RNA. Its product is annotated as GDSL esterase/lipase At5g45670-like. Gene Ontology annotation, molecular function: hydrolase activity, acting on ester bonds. The transcript has 5 exons. The coding region runs from base 108 to 1199 and encodes 363 amino acids. The record is from RefSeq and is a predicted model, not a curated record. NCBI's taxonomy places the organism in Eukaryota, Viridiplantae, Streptophyta, Magnoliopsida, Solanales, Solanaceae.
AUUCGUCCAUCACCACCCACCCAUCAAAGUUCUCUCUUCUUUUCUUCUAUAUUCAAUUGUACUAUAUAACUAACAUAACCUCUUCUUCUCCUUCUCCUUCUCCUUAAAUGGCUUGUUGUGCCAAGAUAAUUUUAACAAUUUCCACAAUAUUUCUAGCCUUGAACUUUAAAACACUUGUGGAAGGUGCACCAGAAGUACCAUGCUACUUCAUAUUUGGAGACUCAUUACUUGAUAAUGGAAAUAACAACGACCUUCAAACAAAAGCAAAGGCCAAUUAUGCACCUUAUGGGAUUGACUUCCCUAAUGGUCCUACUGGUCGAUUCACCAAUGGCCGCAAUACUGCAGACUUCUUAGCGGAACGCUUAGGUUUUGAACACUACAUUCCACCAUUUGCAAGUACAAAUGGUAGUGAGCUCUUGGAAGGUGUAAAUUAUGCAUCUGGUUCUGCUGGAAUUCGCAAUGACAGCGGAAGUCAUCUCGGUGAUCGGAUUUACUUGGACAGACAAUUGAAAAAUCAUAAAGUCACAAUUUCUCGUAUUGCUGAUUUGUUGGGGAAUACAACCUCAGCCAAAAAGCACUUGAAUAAGUGCCUUUUCAUUGUGGGAAUAGGGAGCAAUGACUACAUCAACAACUACUUGAUGCCUGAAAUAUAUCCCUCAAGUCAUUUGUAUACACCAAACGAAUAUGCAACUGCCUUGAUAACUCAAUAUUCACAACAUCUGAGGACUUUAUACGAAGACGGAGCCAGGAAAGUUGCCCUAUUUGGACUAGGCCAAAUAGGUUGCAUUCCAGCAGAGAUGCAAAAACACAAUACACGUAGAUGUGUGGGCUCAACAAAUGAUGCCAUUCAACUAUUCAACAGCAAGCUAAAGUCUCUUGUCGGUGAUCUUAAUACCAAUUUUCCAGACGCAAAAUUCACGUAUAUAAACAUGUACAGCAUUUCAUCAGUCAUUGGUGUCGUUAGUGUGUUGAAUCGUCCAUGUUGUAAAGUUUUGGAAACCAUGCCUGAAGGGCAAUGUGCUCCUGGAGAAACUCCAUGUUUGCUUAGAGGGAUUUAUCUUUUCUAUGAUAAUUUUCAUCCCACUGAGAUUGCCAAUAGGAUUGCAACUAACAGAGCUUAUAAUGCUCUUCUACCGUCCGAUGUUUAUCCUGUGGAUAUCCGUCACUUGAUCAGGACCAAUAGUGUGUAUGAUGAGUAACAUGUGUUUCAUCAUUUGAUUACGUGUAAUUAGUACUUUUACUUGUGAUCUGUAAACGCUUGAAUUAAUUAUGUUAUUAUAUGGCUCCCUUUCAUCAAACUAUUAUUCCUUC